AUGUCUAGCACAGAACAGCCAAAAAAGGAGAGAUUUGCUCCAAAGGAGCCGGUGACUUUGAACCAGCCCAAGGAUGACCCAAUUUCUCGCGAACAUCUUGCAAAAUGUGAUGGCACCAAUGAAGGCUACCCCACCCUAGUCGCCAUUAAAGGAGAUGUCUUUGAUGUGAGUGGAAAAGAGACAUACGCACCCGGCAAGGGUUACCAUGUGUUCGCGGGUAAAGAGCCCAACCGUGCGCUCGGUAUGUCUUCUCUGAAGCCAGAGGACUGUGUAUCGGACUUCUCCACGCUGUCCGAAACAGAAACAAAGACCCUCAAUGACUGGCACACCUUCUUCAGCAAAAGAUACAAUGUUGUCGGACGUCUUCAGCCUGAAACCGAAUCACGGAUCUGA
Messenger RNA from Ascochyta rabiei, 393 nucleotides. RefSeq lists its product as uncharacterized. Bases 1 to 393 code for a protein of 130 amino acids. NCBI's taxonomy places the organism in Eukaryota, Fungi, Ascomycota, Dothideomycetes, Pleosporales, Didymellaceae. Gene Ontology annotation, cellular component: membrane; endomembrane system. The transcript is spliced from 4 exons. The record is from RefSeq and is a predicted model, not a curated record.